GCUUGUGGCGCGGCGGCCCCGAGGAGCGGGGGCGAGCGGCGCUGCGGGCCGUGGGAGGAAGCGCUGCGCCCGGCCCGACGGCGCUCGUUGAGCCACAUCCGCGGGUCGCCGGCAACGCUGCCGGCGCCUGUCACGGCCCCUCCAUUUUGAAGGAAGGAGGCCGCCGUUCCCACCGCAGGGGCGGCAGCCGCGCUCAUGGCGUUCAGUCCCUGGCAGAUCCUGUCGCCCGUGCAGUGGGCCAAGUGGACGUGGUCCGCGGUCCGCGGCGCGGGCGCGGGAGAGGAAGAAGCCGGAGGUCCCGAGGGCGACCCCGAGGAGGAGGAGGACUCGCAAGCCGAGACCAAGUCCCUGAGUUUCAGCUCGGAUUCUGAAGGUAAUUUUGAAACUCCUGGAGCUGAAACUCCAAUCAGAUCGCCUCUCAAGGAGUCUUGUGAGUCAUCCCCAGGAUUGGCAGAACCCGAGGCCAAAAAUCAAGAAUCACAAGAAGCCAAUGAGCAGUUCAUAGCAGAAGUAAUUGAAAAAUGUUCAUCUGAUGCGUGUUCUAGAUCUUCAGAAAAUGAGGCACCACAGGCGACCACUGAUUCUCACUCAGUCAAGGAUGUCAAAGGAGAAACCCCACAUGAUGUUAGUAAGAUCUCAGUAGUGAGGCCAUUUUCAGUAGAAACCAGGAGUUCCACAGAUGACCCAGCUGCUCUGGGAACAAAAGCAGCUCAUGGCCGUGAACCUGCACUCUCAGGCAAGGCUUUGCCCUCCACUGCAUCAGAAGCUCCUCAGGAAAAGCCAGUGACAGAAGGAGGCAUGGCGGUUACAUUUGAGGCCUUUACGGAAGCUGGUCUGAAGCCUGGAGAGCCCGUGGCCAGCAGAAGCAAGCUAAGAAAGCCCAAGCCUGUCUCCCUGAGGAAGAAGACAGCUGGAGGUGAUGCCUCUGAAACGGAAGCGACCAUGGAGGGUUUGCCUUUCCCUAAGGCUUCCUCCCUGUCGGUUCCCGAUGAAGUGGCUAAGAACAUGCAUCCUGGUGUGCUGAGAGGUACCAGGGCCCAGAAAUCUUCCCUUAACCUGAGAGAAGCUGCGGACACUCUUAGUAACGGCACCAGUGGCUCAGGGUGUGAGCUGCAGGAGGGGUCCAGGAACUCAUCUAUCAAACUUGAGUAUGAUUUUACAGAAGAUGGGGAACAUAUCGAGGCCAGGAAUGACCUUCCAAGGAAACCUACUAACAAACUAAUGCCCAGCAUGCGGAAAGAUGGCAUCAGUCAGGCAGUAGAUGUCGAACAGCCUGCAGACCCAAGAGUCCAAGAUGCCUCACUCUCCCAAACGUCUGCUAAGCUAGAUUCUAGAUGGGAUCACCCCAACUUUAAUUCCUCUGGGAGCUGCCCCAUUCUGCAGAGCUCCCCACCCCUCUCCUCCAAAGGCUCCUACCACUUUGACCCAGAUAACUUCGAUGAGUCUAUGGACCCCUUUAAGCCAACCACAGCUCUGACAAGCAGCAACUUUUGUUCCACUACUGGUAAUCAUGUUAAUGAAAUCUUAGACUCACCCAAGAAGGCAAAGUCGCGUUUAAUAACGACUACUGAGCAAGUGAAAUUUCUCUGUUUUCUGUUGAGUGGCUGCAAGGUGAAGAAAUACGAAACUCAGUCUCUCGAUUUGGAUACGUGUUCUCAGGACGAAGGAGCCGUGAUUUCACAGCUCUCAGACAUUUCUAAUAGGGACGGCCACGCUACCGAUGAGGAGAAACUGGCGUCCACAUCCUGUGGUCAGAAAUCAGCCGGGGCAGAGGUGAAAGGCAUAGAGAAGGAGGCGUGCCAGAAGACAGAGAAGGAGGAGUCGGCUGGGCAUGGACUGCUGGAGUCCUCUUUGGAAAAGGCCCCCGUGUCUGUGGCCUGUGGGGGUGAGAGCCCCCUGGAUGGGAUCUGCCUCAGCGAAGCCGACAAGACUGCUGUGCUCACUUUGAUCAGAGAGGAGAUAAUCACUAAAGAGAUUGAAGCAAACGAAUGGAAGAAAAAGUACGAAGAGACCCGAGAAGAAGUCUUGGAGAUGAGGAAAAUUGUGACUGAAUAUGAAAAGACUAUUGCCCAAAUGAUUGAAGACGAGCAGAGGACGAGCAUGACCUCUCAGAAGAGUUUCCAGCAGCUGACGAUGGAGAAGGAGCAGGCCCUGGCUGACCUCAACUCUGUGGAAAGGUCCCUUUCUGAUCUCUUCAGGAGAUACGAAAACCUGAAAGGCGUGCUUGAAGGGUUCAAGAAGAAUGAAGAAGCCUUGAAAAAAUGUGCGCAGGAUUACUUAGCUAGAGUUAAGCAAGAAGAGCAGCGAUACCAGGCCCUGAAGAUUCACGCAGAGGAGAAGCUGGACAGAGCCAACGAAGAGAUCGCUCAGGUUCGCUCGAAGGCGAAGGCCGAGAGCGCUGCUCUCCACGCUGGACUCCGGAAGGAGCAGAUGAAGGUGGAGUCCCUGGAAAGGGCCCUUCAGCAGAAGAAUCAAGAAAUUGAAGAACUGACAAAGAUCUGCGACGAGCUGAUCGUGAAGCUGGGAAAGAUCGACUGAGGUUCCUCCCGUGAGCUGUGCAGGUCUGAGUUUGGCUGCUUGUGUCCUGACCACAGAUUUCUUGCCUUAUCCAGAAAUGAUCUCCCCUUUGCAGAGAAAAAUAACUUCUAGAAAAGCACAUGCCCGCAGCUGCCUGUCCGCUUCACCGCCGCAGCCGGAGCCUGGCUGGUGGGGAGGAGUGAUGCGGCAGCCGAGUCCUGCGCGUCCGUCCGUCCGUCCAUCCAGGCUGUCGUUUCCAUUAGACGGGCUGGGCUGCCGGGUCCGGUGUGUGCUUCUCCAUCUUCAGUUUUUCUUGCUGUGGACUCUACUUUUCCCCAAGUGUGUGCAAUUUCUAAGUUUGUGGCAACUGUGUGGGAUCGUCUUCCCAGCACAUAUUUGAUAUUCUUAUGACCUGGCUAAUCUUUUAAAUUUCAGUAUCAACAGUUUUAUCGAAGGAGACAAUUUGGCCUAUUGCUACUAACAGUUUAUGGAUGAGACUCUGAGUUCCCAUAAUUUACAGACUUACUUUUACUCAUGCACACACAUCUAUACAUGCUGCCCCCCCCCAAUAUUCAGAUAAGGAUUUCUAGGGAGGAGCAUAGUUAUGUGAGUCAAUGUAGAUCUUCUUUGGAAACAGAACCCCAGGUCUAAAAACCAGCGUCAUACUUUGUAGGGGCUGAUGACACAGCUCUUUGCUAAAGUGUUCCCUGUUCGCAAAGCCCUGGGCUUGAUCCCCAGAACUACAAGAACUGGAUAUUGUAGGGCAUACCGGUAAUCUCAAGACUCCAGAAGUGGAGGCAGGAGGAUCAGGAGUUCAAGGUCAUCCUGAACUGCAUAGCCAUGUGGAGGCCACGUUUCAGGAAAGGGGUGAGUGGAAGCAGGGUGACAUCUUAGCUAUUGGAGGCUAGGGCAGCUAGGAGGCUAGGGAAAUCACCCAGACCCGGAGUUUAAGGACAGCAUAGCACCAGGCAGAAUAGACCUUUUCUCAGAAAUCAAACACCCAAACUAAAACUUGAGUCAGGGUGGGGAGAUUGGGCAUAGGAAGAUCAGGGGUGCAGGUUUUAUGUCCAAGGAAGACUUGGCUGUGCUAUUUGUUGCCCCUGGAUUUGGACACCCCUGAGCCCCAGCAUGGCCCUUGUGCUCGCACUGAAAGUAGCCUCUUCCAUCUCCAUGAGCAGCAGCGUAGGCUUCCCUCAGAGCUGGCCUUUGAUGGAUGUGUCCACCUGGGGGCAGUUAGGCUCUAAAACAAAGUCAGCUGCUGUUAUCUAUUUGCAAUACACCCAAAAGGGACUUGGGAAAGGGUCAGCUCAUCUUGUUAAAAGAUAGGGCCGCCUAAGGACCAGUUAGAGGGUGAAGGACUGUGGUUUUCUGUGUUUCUAAGGACGGCACACUUCAGAGACUUAAAAACAACAAAUUUUUUGUUGUUGUUGUUUUGGCUUGGUUUUUCAAGACAGGGUUUCUCCAUGGCUUUGGAGGUUGUCCUGGUACUCACUCUGUAGACCAGACUGGCCUUGAACUCACAGAGAUCCACCUGCCUCUGCCUCCCGAGUGCUGGGAUUAAAGGCAUGCACCACCAACGCCCAGCAACAAAUGUUUUCAUACUUGAAGUAGACUUUUAAACAAAACAGGCAGUAAAAAGUCAUGUGACUCAUUCCCCAUAUCAGUUUGAAUGCUGGGUAGCGAGCUACAGGGAGAAGGAAGGUCCACAGAGACAAAAUGAAAUUCUGUAAACUCAUACUGGGGACAUUAACCUCCAAAUAGACAUUUCCCACAUUGAUGCCAGUGAGUUCCUUACCAUUUGAUAGACAAAACCAAAUUCAUUCAAGCUUGUUUUUUUGUUUUGUUUUGUUUUUUAAAGACAGGGUUUCUCUGUGGCUUUGGAGCCUGUCCUGGCACUAGCUCUCGUAGACCAGGUUGGUCUUGAACUCACAGAGAUCCACCUGCCUCUGCCUCCUGAGUGCUGGGAAUAAAGACGUGCACCACCAACGUCUAGCCUCAUUCAAGUUUUAACUCAUUUUUUGCCUUAAUUUUCUACCCUGAGUCAUCAUGGUAAAUAUGCACUAUUCAGUACACACGUUUUCCUCCUUGUAAAAAUAUUGCAUGGCCAAACUCCAGAAAUGAAUUGUGCCUCAUAGAGAAACUCUGUAGAUCUUAGAAACAGCGUUCCUUUAGUGGCGUGUCACUAUGUGGUGCAAGCUUUAGCUUCAGGUAGCGAGUAAUGUCUUUUCAAGCUAGAAAUCACAUUUUGUCAAUAUGCAUUUAUUAUAAUCUAUUAUAAUUGGUGCUUAGGUUAGGCUGCAUUUUGAGGCCUACUGUCUUAAGACUUUCUACAAAAAACACAAACAGAAGUUAUCUGUGGUUGGAGAAAUGGCUUGACAAUCAUUUGGAUUCUGAACUUAGUCACAGUGGCUUGUAGCUGUAGACAUACUGUCAGGUUCAAGCUCUUCAGGGGACAUAACCAGCUUCAGCUUAGCGCUCUUCCACAAGGGAAGUUAAUUUUGCAUUUUGAGAAACACCGCAGAAGUUUCUGCUACAGUAUUAUGGUGGUAUCCAUGUGUGUGCUUUGUAUUGUAUUGACUUAUUUUCAGUAUGAAAGGCUUAGAGUGGGCUCCAUCAUAAAGCUAUUGUCCUUUUAUUUGGGGGGGGGGGUACUGGGACUCAUACCCAGGGCCUUGGCUUGGCCAUGCUAGGCAGGUCCUUCACUGUGGAGCUACAUCUCUGGCCUCAGUCAUCUUUUAUGCAUGUGUAUUUUUAAAGCAUCCUAUGCUCUAUACUACAAAGCAUAGAAGAGGCGUGAUGACCAUCCUUCCCUGCCUCACUGGCAGAAGAGACCCCUUGGAAAACCGGCCCUGCUAAAUGGAGUUGUUGUAAGUACAGGGGACAUGAAAUAAAUCCUUUAAGCGGUGUUUGCCAGUGGCCUCAUAGUCAUCACCAUUGCCAGGAAGUGUCCACAACUUCCAGCUUAUGGCUACUCUCCAACAAGGAUAAAAAUGUAGUUUGCAGAGCUGGCAAAUUAAGAAAAUAUACUAGGCAGAGUAAAGUAUUUAUUUUUCUUUUAAUUAAAUGGGUUCUAAAAAGCUCUUAGUGCUCUAGAGAGUCAAAAUAUAAAGUUUUCUUCAACACUUGUGGGGAUCAAAUAUUUGUGUUUGUUAGGCAAUUAAAAGGGGGACCAGGCAUGGUGCCAUACACCUAUCAUCCUGGAGGCAGAGGCAGGGGACCAAAAGUUCAGACCUGACUGGGCUAUACAGUGAGACCCUGUCUUCAAAGUCUUAUGAGCUGGGGGUGUAGCUAAGUAGUAGAGCUUACUCACCAUGCACAAGGCAUUGGUGUCAAUCCCCAGUGUUGUAAAAAUAAAGAACAAAAAACCCCUGAAACCCAGGGGAAAUGGAAAGUGGUUUGGGAACACUAGGUGGUCUUGUUGAGACCCAUUUCUUUAGUUCGACUUUGCCAAAGCAUAGACAGCUUUUGCCUGGCAGCAUCCCAGACCAGUUCACCGUGAGAUUCCCUCCUCUCUUUGGAGACCGGUAACUUCCCUAAAUGCUGCAUGCUCUGUGCUUGGUGCUCUAGAGUGGAUUCAAGCAUCUCCAGAACCAGACCAAAUUAGGAAGUGCAGAAGCACACAGCGGGGGAGCUCUGCUCUGGCGGGAGAUCCCUGUCGUUAGGAUUAGAAUUCAAGCUAAACUUUCUCUCCAGCCCGCACCCCCUUUCUCCCUAUGCAGACUGGGCACAGCCUAUGCACAAAAAUGCUCAUUCUCUAGGCAGCCCCGGAUAGACCACAGUAGACUGAAGCCCUCACUUGCAGCAAAGAUAGCUCUGGCUAGAAAGGGCCCCUUUGCAGCUCAUAGACAUCGGAAACUGUGACAAAGUUCAGGGCAAGCUGAAUUGGAAGUGGUUCGGACCUUCUGCAACUCACUUCCUACUGAGUUCUUUAAUCUCCCAUUUCAGUUGGUGAUUUUAGGAAUCAGUUGUCCUGCUGUCUGUUGGUAAGUCUGUGACCCUCCGAGCUCGCUCUCAGGUUUUUCUUCCUCUUGGGAAGAGAGAAUGUAGGUAUUGAAAGAGUAAAUGAUUCAGGCAAGGAAUUUAAAGAUGUAUAUAUUAUGAAGACUUUCAAGGGUAGGAGAAUACUAUUACUUACUAGAGAACAGAUAAAGUCUGGGAAUCCCAUGACACUAAGCCAAAGGUCUAAGAAAUCAUCUUUCAAAAAGUUUUAAUAAGGAAGUUAUUUAAAGGAAACUAGUGUUCAAAAAGGUUUGACUGGCCUCCAGAUUCUAAUUCUUUAAAAAAAAAAACAAAAACAAUUUGCCAGGGCCCGGGAUGUAACUCAGUUGGUGACACACUUGCUCCGCAUGCUCAAGUCCCUGGAUUUCACUCCCAGUGCCGGGGAACAAAAAAGCAUUUACUACUAAGUUCUUCAGGGUCCCAUUGGAUAGUAAAGGGAAGCAAGUUACAGAGGCAGCCCUUCUUCCUCUUCUAGUAGUUUCCAUCCAGAUGCAGCCCCCCUCUCUGCCUGUCAGCAUGCAGUUAGAGCUGGACAAAUAAGAUUCCUGAGGAAUGACUUUCUUGACUAUACUAUGGUUUCAGCUUUAUGUAAACACAUGUAUUCUGGUUAUAGUUCCAAUAUGGAGAUGCUGCUGCAAUGCUGGCCUUAGGUAGUCUGUAUGAUGCUUCAACUGCUCAGAAGAGGCCAAGCAUGGGGCUAGGGUGUGGCCUGACCCUUCUCUGUGUGGAGUCUUCAAUACCAACUGUCCAGAUGCCACUCUACCGCUCUGCCCUUUGUGGUAUCUGAAUAUGCUCAACAAAAGUGCUUCCUCUUCCCAUAAGUAACUGACUAUAUCUGUGAAUAAUUUUCAGAUUGACACAUAUAAAUUUGGACUCUGGAGCCACAUCCAAUCCAGAUACAGGGCAGCGUGUAGGUCACACCUGCAGCCUCAGCUUCGUCCUUUGCAACCCUUGGGACAGGAUUUGGGCAUUCUGUGAAGUCCCCAAGGCAGCAUUCAGCUCUCCAGUAUCACUGUUAGCGAGUCUGUGUUUGCCCGUAGAUACCCACUGUACUAACGUGCCAAGUGUUAUUGCACACCUGCUUCCGCUGUGUCCCCCAGUGCCCUGAAGUGUGUGAGGACCCCCUCACUGGGUGGGGGGUACACACUGCAUUGACUCCUAUUGUAUGGAAUAAUCAUCCUCAUAGAUUUUAUACACAUAGUAAUUUCCCUUUUUAUAUGUCAGGUAAAUAUUUGUAAAAGUUAUACUCACACAAAAGAAUUAUUAUGAUAAUUACUAAUAUAUUUUUUCCAUGUUUCAUUGCCUGAAUAAAAACUGUUUACCACUGUUAAA
This is a messenger RNA of Mesocricetus auratus (golden hamster), 7848 nucleotides long. RefSeq names its product transforming acidic coiled-coil containing protein 1 (gene Tacc1). The transcript has 14 exons. NCBI's taxonomy places the organism in Eukaryota, Metazoa, Chordata, Mammalia, Rodentia, Cricetidae. The record is from RefSeq and is a predicted model, not a curated record. The coding region runs from base 196 to 2538 and encodes 780 amino acids. Gene Ontology annotation, biological process: cerebral cortex development; cell population proliferation; mitotic spindle organization. Gene Ontology annotation, cellular component: cytoplasm.